AAUAGGCGUUUUUAAAGGAUCUUUCCACCAGUCUUCAUACUUACGUUACAAUAAGCAUAUGAAAAGUACUUUAGAUCCGGAAUAGGACGUCUUUAAAACCUCUGCAUGUAAAAUGUCAUAACAAUUAAUGCUUGUUGAAUGACUAAUUUUCAUGAAACGGACACAGUUCGAUUGAUCGAAUAUUUUAGUUCAUUGAAAAAUAAAUUUCGUGAAAAAAUUCAAAGCACCCCGAAACGUUUGACGAAAGUUGUAGAUUUGAAAAACAGAUUUUAAUACAUAUUUGAUAAAACUGUAAUCAUAAGUGAAGUGUGUAAUGAGAAACGCCGAGUAUAAUCUAUUUGACCGGAUAUAACAAUCAACAAAAUUAUCAUACGUCCGCUGAAUGACCACAUUGCAUACUUAUCAACCAACGAGUCGUCGUUUCAUAAUGAGAAAAAGAUUAACUUAUCAUACAUUGUAUUUCAGUACUUUUGAAAGAGAAAAAGUCGUUGAAUAAGCUUUCACGUGAGAUGUGUAGUGCACACAGAACUAAAAUAUAUAAUCUGUAUAAUAGGAUGCGAUGAUUCACGUGAGGUCCGUGCAUGAAAAAGGCACCUCUCCCAAGGUUCUAAACACGAUUCGAGAGCCAAAACGCACUAAACUCAAGGAUUUCGUUACAUAAUCCGACGUCUAAUUUAUGGAGAAAAUCUACCUACCCAUCAGGAAUCCAACUCUGACGUGCCUCGAUAUAUCCACGGGUGCAGAAGAGCUCUGAACGCGGAGAAAUGUUUUGUGGCCCAAGAUUCUGGUACUUGGCCCAAUGCAUCUGCCGAAGGCCCGCGUUCUCAGCGAUCCUCAUAUUAUCGACGCUCUUCGCAGCACAGUAUCUAAUUUCGGACAGCUUCGUUUACCUGAAUCGCUACCAAGAUGAACCUUACAUAUCUUCCAACAUGUCUGAAGGAAAGGGCAGAGGCUUCCUCGUGUCCAAUUCAAAAUGUCGGAUCCCAGAGAGAGAUCCUUUGGAUCCGUGGAUUCGUCAAUUUGUGACUAAGGAAAAAUUUGAACCCUGUACGAAGACGGCGUUAUUAACCAGAAUAGUCCAGAUGCGGAACGGCGAACUGGCGUUGAGAGUAAACUUGAACUUGGCCAAGAAUUAUGUCGACCUGUCCUGCUGCUGGGCUCCGAUUCACAGACCGAAGCCUUCGGAAACUCCAGAUCGUAAUAUUGACUCUGAAAUAAGUCUGGGUUCCUGCACGGAGUUCAAAGACGAAGCGAUUAUUCCUGCCAAGGUGGAGGUCAUCUUGGUGAAAUGCAAAGCGAGGGAGAUGAGGCCCCGAACGAAGAAGAAUACGAGAACGGUGUACGAGAACGUUCAUCCGCUAUUGCGACCGGAAAUGGUCAGCGAAAAACUCUCGCAGAGAAAGAGGUCAAACGGCACAAGAAAGCUGAGCGUCCUUCUGCUGGGAAUCGAUAACGUAGCGCGUUGGAACUUGGAACGUUCGAUGCCGAUUACUUCGCGGCACUUGAAAGACACCGGAUGGAUCGAGCUCCAGGGAUACAACAAGGUGGGUGAGAACACGUUCCCGAAUCUGAUGGCGAUGCUGACUGGCAUGAACAAUUCCCAAGCCAUGAAGGUGUGCAAACCGACCGAGUCCUUCGGCCUCGACAACUGCCCGAUGAUAUGGUACUCCUUUAAAAACACGAGCUACGUAACCGCCUACGGAGAAGACACGGCCGAGAUAAGCACCUUCCACUACAACAAAGCGGGCUUCGUCAAUCCUCCGACCGACUUCUACCUCCGUCCCUACAUUAUCGCGGCGGAAAAGUACCUUCCGCUAAAAAGGCACCUGGACAACAACUACUACUGCACCGGCCCCGAUCUCAGCGCCAUCAGGGUCUUCAAUUACGCGUUGGACUUUGCGAAGACCUUCAUCGGGGUUCCGUACUUCGGUUUCUUCUGGACGAACAGCAUGAGCCACGAUAACAUUAACGGUGUAUCCGCAGUCGACAACAAGAUACGAGAGAUCCUUCAGCGGCUUGACUACGAGGGCGUUCUCAAUGAUUCGAUGGUGAUUUUCCUCAGCGAUCACGGUACGAGAUACGGCUUGUUUAGAGAGACCAUUCACGGCUGGUACGAGGAUAAACUGCCCUUCAACUACGUUUGGCUACCCGAGUGGUUCAAGGUGGAUAACGUGGACGCCCUCGAGGCCCUUCGAGCUAACGGAAGGACUCUAACAUCGCCGUUCGACCUUUACGAGACCUUGAGGGACAUCCUGGCUCGGGCUGGAGGCGAGGCUGAAGCAAGUUCGGGUUGCCCGCACUGUCAGUCUCUCUUCAGCCAGACGAAAAAGGAAAGAGGUUGCGAGGAUGUGGGAGUCAGUCGUCUUUGGUGCGCGUGUACGAUGUUCGGUAAUAACGGUGUCAGUAAUGAAUUAGCCCAUGAGACUGCUAACAAGAUCGUCAGUUACAUUGACAGUAACGUUCAGCGAUACAGGAACUCCGGGGGGAAGAGGAUCUGCUACAAACUAAGACUGAAAAAGAUUCUCAGGGUCACCGAGAUGCUAGAGUCCGUUUCGUCGAACGGCACUGUCGGAUACAGGCAGUUUUUGUACCACCUCCAAGUCACACCGGGAGAUGGAAAAUUCGAAGCUGUGAUACGGUACGACGAGGACGGAAGUUUGACUAUAGUUGACAACGAAGUCACCCGAAUAAAUUCGUACGCGAGUACCGCUGGAUGUCUUCACGCUGGACCGAAACAGUUUUGCUAUUGUGAUUAACCUUCACCGAUGGACAGAACUUUAUGUUCUAACAAAAAUGAGAAAAUUAUUCUCCGCUACAAGUACUUCAAGGUAAAUGCUAUUUGUAGAGGUGUACUGAAAGACGUCGGUCAAUUUUCCGACCGUUUUCUCAACUUUACAACUUUCGCAGUGCGUGUGAAUUACACCAUAUUGAUAGACUAAUUGCAGUACCUGUAGUAUAAUGAGUACAAAAUAAUAUCCUUAUUGUUAGUUAAAAAUCUCAUCUACGUUAUUUCACUAAUCGUAAUUAGCUGUAAAAUUAUUAGUGAUAGUCAGUAAGUAAGUAGAACUGUUAUUUGUGUAAGUGACAGACGUUGUUGGUGAGAAGUUACCAAAACAGAAUCUAAUUUUUUAAAACCGCGAUUUUUAUAGUUGAUGUGGUUGCAUAAAAAUUGGUAAUUAUUGUAAAGUAUCUGUCAACGAUGUAUAAAGUAUAAUGCGACUCGCUUUUGCAAUAUAUAGUUGUCAAGGUAUCAUAUUGCAUAAAUUCAUAUUACGAUAUCACAAAAGAUACGAACACAUAUUCCCGCUGUUUCCAAAUGUGUCUUGGACUUGAUUCCGUUGCUAAAAUCUGGUAACAUGUUGCGAACUAAAUCAGCAAUGACAUUUGUACUUUGAAAUUAAUUAUUGAAAUCCUAUGCGGACGAACCUUCAACCCGAGUCGUUACACAUAAAACAUUGUUAUUGUGAUAUACCGCCCAAGUCAAUCAAAGUAUGUAACUAACCAAAGUUGUACGGUUAUCUCAUUAAAUUAACUGCUGUAUUCAGUAUUAAAUUGUUACAAAAUAUGCCAAUAACACUGCAAGGACGUCUAUAUUUUUACCUAUACAACAGAUAAUACCGUUCACUAAAUUGUUAAGCGUUAUGUCGAACCUAGUGUUUUAUGAUUCUCUACGAUGAUUGAAUAUUGACGAGAAAAUUCUGAUGCUUGAUACAUUUAAUUAGAAGAAAUUGAACUUGAUGCUGAAUAAUCAUGUUCCUAGUUUUUCCUAGAAUUUACAAGUCAACUAAUGUGAUCUUUAUAUCUGUAAGCUAUGAAACUUGCGCGCGUUAAAAUGUAACUUUUACAUACCAGUAAAAAAAAAAAUGAUUUUAAUAAAUACUAUGAGUUCUUGUA
Neodiprion fabricii is the source of this 3894-nucleotide messenger RNA. RefSeq lists its product as uncharacterized. The transcript is spliced from 4 exons. The record is from RefSeq and is a predicted model, not a curated record. The coding region runs from base 765 to 2756 and encodes 663 amino acids. NCBI's taxonomy places the organism in Eukaryota, Metazoa, Arthropoda, Insecta, Hymenoptera, Diprionidae.